Messenger RNA from Manis javanica (Malayan pangolin), 6383 nucleotides. RefSeq names its product HECT domain E3 ubiquitin protein ligase 3 (gene HECTD3). Gene Ontology annotation, molecular function: ubiquitin-protein transferase activity. Gene Ontology annotation, biological process: proteasome-mediated ubiquitin-dependent protein catabolic process. The record is from RefSeq and is a predicted model, not a curated record. NCBI's taxonomy places the organism in Eukaryota, Metazoa, Chordata, Mammalia, Pholidota, Manidae.
AAUUAACAGAUCACUGUAUAAACAACAUGUAAAUAAACAUGUAAUGGAAUAUUAUUGAGCCAUAAAAAGAAAUGAAGUUCUGAUAGAUGCUACAUUAUGCUGAGUGAAAUAAGACACAAAAAGAUGAACAUUGUUAUGGUUCCACUUACAUGAAAUAUCUGAAUAGGAAAAUUCAUGGACACAGAAAGUAGGUUAGAGUUUACCAGAGGCUGGAGAGAGGCAAUGAAGAGUUACUGCUUGAAAGGUACAGAGUUUCUGUUUGGGAUGAUGAAAAGUUUUGGGCAUAGAUAAUCAUACACUUAAAAAAUGCGUAAGACAGCAAAUUUUGUUAUAUAUAUUUUGCUAUUUUACUACAAUUUUUAAAAAUUAAUGUAACGUGUCAAAACCCAUUGAAUUAUACACUUCAAAUGGGUGAAUUGUAUGGUAUAUGAAUAUGUCAAAACUGUUUUUAAAAACAAGGGGGUAUGAACAGUUUCCUUUUCCUCCAUGAGUGUAUGUACUUCACCAACAGCUCCUGUCCAUCUUUGCUUCCUCCUUUCCCACGUCCGCCUUCCCUCUCAUCUGGUUCAGAAUUCCUGGGAGAAGCUGGGUAAUGAUCAUCAGUGUCCUGGGAUUAGGACUACCCACCAUUCAAGAUUGAAUGACUCAAGACUUCUGUCAGUAGCAGGUCUGGGUAGAUUAUUCUCUCAAACAUUUUAGUCACCUGUCCCUAGGAUGGGGAGCCCGAGAAGAUGUCUAGUAGAUUUUUAAAGACUCUUCGAGUUGUAGUAUGACUCUUUGUGGGUGGAGAGGCUAAACUAGAGGCCCGAGGACCAGAAAAAUGGCUGUUGCAAUGAUUCAGGCUAGAUGGGACGGUAGCUUGAAUGAAGGUAGCAGUAGUAGGAAUAAAAUGGUAGUACAAAAGGGGUGGAGAAGGGAAGAUUGAUAAGGUAGAAACUACUAAACUUGGGCCUGGUUGGCUGAGUGGAAGGCACAGAAGUAGGUAAUGGUUUGAGUAUCCGAGUACAUGGGGCAAUACGGCAGGAGCGUAGUGUGCGCUUGGUCUAGAAUUUACGGCGGGGGCGGGCCGAAGGCGGCAGAGCUUGGUGGGAAGCUCAAGCAGCCUUUGCGGCCGCUGCUGCUGAAAACGGCCCUUCUCUGGGUUUCCCUCUGCCGCUUCGCCAUGGCGGGCCCGGGCCCGGGCCCGGGGGCAGCACUAGAGUCCCCGCGGCAGCUGCUGGGCCGUGUGCGCUUCCUGGCGGAGGCAGCGCAGAACCUCCGCGCCGGACAGCCACUGCCAGCGGCGCUGGCUUUCGUGCCGCGCGAGGUGCUCUACAAGCUUUACAAAGACCCGGCGGGGCCGUCGCGAGUGCUGCUGCCGGUGUGGGAGGCAGAGGGCCUGGGGCUGCGUGUGGGAGCCGUGGGUCCGGCCCCCGGUACUGCCCCCGGGCCCCUCCGCGCUGCCCGCGACAGCAUCGAGCUCCGGCGCGGCGCCUGCGUGCGCACCACAGGCGAGGAGCUGUGCAAUGGCCACGGGCUCUGGGUGAAGCUGACCAAGGAGCAGCUGUCGGAACACCUGGGCGACUGCGGGCUGCUUGAAGGAUGGUUGCUAGUGUGCCGCCCCGCGGAAGGCGGAGCCCGCCUCGUGCCCAUCGACACCCCCGACCACCUCCUGCGGCAGCAGCAGCUCUUCGGCGUGGACUUCCGCCCGGUGCUCAGAUGGGAACAGGUGGUGGACCUGACAUACUCGUAUCGCCUUGGAUCGAGGCCUCAGCCGGCCGAGGCAUACACGGAAGCUGUACAGAGGCUACUCUAUGUGCCCCCGACGUGGACCUACGAGUGCGACGAGGACCUGAUCCACUUCUUGUAUGACCACCUGGGCAAGGAGGAUGAGAACCUGGGUAGCGUGAAGCAGUAUGUGGAGAGCAUAGACGUUUCCUCCUACACGGAGGAGUUCAAUGUGUCCUGCCUGACAGACAGCAAUGCAGACACCUACUGGGAAAGUGAUGGGUCCCAGUGCCAGCACUGGGUACGGCUUACCAUGAAAAAGGGCACCAUUGUCAAGAAGCUGCUGCUCACAGUGGAUACUACAGAUGACAACUUUAUGCCUAAGCGGGUGGUGGUCUAUGGGGGCGAAGGGGACAACCUGAAGAAGCUGAGUGACGUGAGCAUUGACGAGACCCUGAUCGGGGAUGUCUGUGUCCUGGAGGACAUGACUGUCCACCUCCCAAUCAUCGAGAUCCGCAUCGUCGAGUGCCGAGAUGAUGGGAUUGAUGUGCGUCUUCGAGGGGUCAAGAUCAAGUCUUCCAGACAGCGGGAACUAGGGUUGAAUGCAGACCUAUUCCAGCCAACCAGUCUAGUGCGAUAUCCACGCCUGGAAGGCACAGACCCGGAAGUUCUGUACCGCAGAGCUGUUCUCCUACAGAGAUUCAUAAAGAUCCUAGACAGUGUCCUGCACCACCUGGUACCUGCCUGGGACCACACACUGGGCACCUUCAGUGAAAUUAAGCAAGUAAAGCAGUUCCUGUUGCUGUCACGCCAGCGGCCGGGCUUGGUGGCCCAGUGCCUGCGUGACUCUGAGAGCAGCAAGCCCAGCUUCAUGCCACGCCUGUACAUCAACCGGCGCCUUGCCAUGGAACACCGUGCCUGCCCCCUAAGGGACCCUGCCUGCAAGAAUGCAGUUUUCACUCAGGUUUAUGAAGGCCUCAAGCCCUCUGACAAAUAUGAAAAGCCCCUGGACUAUAGGUGGCCUAUGCGCUAUGAUCAGUGGUGGGAGUGUAAAUUCAUUGCAGAAGGCAUUAUUGACCAAGGGGGUGGUUUCCGGGAUAGCCUGGCGGACAUGUCAGAAGAGCUAUGCCCUAGCUCAGCAGACACCCCUGUGCCUCUGCCCUUCUUUGUGCGGACAGCCAACCAGGGCAAUGGCACAGGGGAGGCCCGGGAUAUGUAUGUGCCCAACCCCUCUUGCCGAGACUUCGCCAAGUAUGAGUGGAUCGGACAGCUGAUGGGGGCUGCUCUCCGGGGUAAGGAGUUUCUGGUCCUGGCUCUGCCCGGUUUCGUGUGGAAGCAGCUCUCUGGUGAGGAGGUGAGCUGGAGCAAGGACUUUCCAGCUGUGGACUCUGUGCUGGUGAAGCUCCUGGAAGUGAUGGAAGGAAUGGACAAGGAGACAUUUGAAUUCAAAUUUGGGAAGGAACUAACAUUCACCACUGUACUGAGUGACCAGCAAGUGGUAGAGUUGAUCCCUGGGGGAACAGGCAUUGUGGUGGGAUAUGAGGACCGUACCCAUUUCAUCCAACUGGUGCAGAAGGCACGGCUAGAGGAGAGCAAGGAGCAGCUGGCAGCCAUGCAGGCAGGUCUGCUGAAGGUGGUGCCACAGGCUGUGCUGGACUUGCUAACCUGGCAGGAAUUGGAGAAGAAGGUGUGCGGGGACCCAGAGGUCACUGUGGACGCUCUGCGCAAGCUCACCCGCUUUGAAGACUUUGAGCCAUCUGACACACGGGUGCAGUACUUCUGGGAGGCGCUGAACAGCUUCACCAACGAGGACCGGAGCCGCUUUCUGCGCUUUGUCACGGGCCGCAGCCGCCUGCCGGCGCGGAUCUACAUCUACCCAGACAAGCUGGGCUAUGAGACCACAGACGCGCUGCCUGAGUCUUCCACCUGCUCCAGCACCCUCUUCCUACCGCACUAUGCCAGAAUCCUUGGUAGUGACAGAGGGACCUCUACACCUGGCAUGACGAAGUCCCCAUCCCCCACCCCUCGCUGCAGCGCCAGGGUGUGUGAGGAGAAGCUCCGCUAUGCUGCGUACAACUGCGUAGCCAUUGACACCGACAUGAGCCCUUGGGAGGAGUGAGGCGGCACCCGGGGGCAGCCUCGGACCGGCUGGGGUUUGCCCUCCUGUCAUGAGCUGACAUGCUCAGAAAAAGCCAGCGCACACAGUCCUGGUAUGUGGUCGGAGUGCUGGCUGUGUGGGUGACCCUGGUGGCCCAGCCCUGCAGACCCACAAGCCCUAUGUGUGCUGGGGCUUGCUUCCCAAGUUACUUAUCCUCUGUGGAGGGAAGCUUCCACAAGCCCAGCACAAGCUGCCAGGCCUGAGCUACUUGAAGGGGGCCUUCUAGCUCCCCACCCCAUGGAUUUUGCUUUAGUUUUUGGGAGCUCUUUCAUUUUUCUCCAUGUUUUUCUCUGGCUUCCAUCUGGACUCAAAACUAAAAACUCUGGAGCAUGUUAGAGGCCUAGAAGCUCUUUCCCAAACACAGCAGGAGGGAUGCAUAGGGAAUGAUGGUCAUCCUCCUCGGUUACCUGCCCAAAAAUAAAGGAACAACUGAGCACCCCCUCCCUCACACACUGGUGUUUUUUUCCAUUCCCUCCAUACUCAAGGUGUAAGUUCUGUCCUUCCUCCAUCCUAGUCUCAACUGACAAAGUGCCACCACCUUCCCUGGCUCAGAACCUACAUCCCCACUCAACAUUAAAUCUUCACCACCACACCACAUUGGUCACUUCUGUAUCACCUCCAGCCUGAUUCCCCAUCUGCUAUCUUCACGCUCAAGAUUUGCACAGGUUAAGGCCAGUUAUAUCCUCUGAAAUCUUUACCCAGCUCCCCUUUACCCACCUCAAAUCAAGCCUAGAUUUUAAACUUGCUUCUGGCCUUAUGCAUGUCCCUGCCACAGCCCUCCUUCCCUUAAGGGACCCAUGAUGCUCCAUCAGAGAAGGUCCUGCACAUGGGAAAGUUUAAUAAAUGGAUGAGUUCAUUCCUUCGGAAUGUGUUUAUUGGACUCCUGAGGGAUGUUAGAGGAGGCUGUUCCAGAAAUUCAGGGUCCUGCGGGGAGCCUAGGAAGUGGGUGUCAAGUAGGAGUGGUGGGGCCUCUCAGGGUCGAACAUUAAAUCUGGAGUUGAGCAGGAAAAUAAGGACCCCCACUAUGCAGUGUUGUUUUUUUGUUUUGUUUUGUUUGUUUGUUUUUGAAGGCUGACCUGGUAUUUUCUGGGAUGGGUGUGGUGAUGGGGAGGAUGGGGGUCCAUCUCCUGGAACCCGGCAGGCAGAAGAAUUUGACCUGAUAGAGAAAGCCUUGAGAUGGCAGGUAAGCCAGCCAGGUCAGGGUUUUGACAGAAGAGGAGGCAGCAGUAUUGCUGCCUCCCACCCCCAAAGCCGCCCCUAGUUGCUACGCGGCUAAGGCGUAGUUACUAGGAGCAAGCACCCCAUGGGAGAACUCGUGCGGAGCCAGCCCCGGCACAGUGGGCAGCCUCCUCAAGCGCCAUGUCCAGUGAAGUAGCCUGCGCGGGUCGCGCUCUGCCAGCGCUCCCCCAGCCUGGUCGCUAGGGUGCACCCUACCGCCAGCCCGUCUGGUAACCACCUUGCCGGCGCCGGCGUGGCGCCCCUCCCACGGACUGGACGCUCUAGCCCGAACUCUCCGGAGUCUUGGUUAACACCCCAGCGGAGGCUCCUGGUAACCCUGGGCUUACGGCUCCCCAAAGCCUGCGCCUUGGUCGAUCCACAGGAGGCCCCGUCACCCCCGGCUACUCUGGGCAGCCGCUUAGGGUCCAGAGGCCGCCACUCCCCCCAGCUCCGCUCUUCCAGCAAACCUUGGUGCCGUGUCCCCGCUCCCGCGGGUCCGAGGCGCGCUGUACCUUUUCCUUUUCAGGAAAGGGCUGGGCCGCACGCCUGCAGGAGGUAGUCCGUUUCUGUGUCUGUGGCCACAUGAGUCACUGGUCUCUCUUUCAUGAAAUUGGACUCACUGUAUAUUUUGUAGUUGCUUUAUAUUUAGUUCACUCAUUCAUUCAGUGAAAGCAUCAGAUUUUUGGGUCAGACACCAUACUAGGUGCAGUGUGUAAAAUAAAUUUUUUUGCCCUCUUGGCAUUUAAACGCUAAUGGAAGAGAUAUAUUAAGCGAAUGAGUUCAUAAGCAAUAUUUAAUAACAAUUGUGUAAGAGCUCCAGUGGAGAAGAGAAGGGUACUGUUAGAAGACCUAGGUUUCCAACCAAUGGGGCUCAAAUCAAACGCUAAACCCUCAGGUGGAGUAAGGACACAAAGUUUAGCCGAGAAGCAUGUUGAGUCCCAUGUCAUUAGAGUGUGAUGGGAAGAAAGAAGAGAGUAUAGCUUUAGAAGCCCUUUUAGGAUUUUGCGAUGAGCAGCCAUGAAGGCUUCAAGCAAGGGGGUGAUGUAAUUAGAUUUUCCUUUGGCAACUGUGUGGAUAAUAAGGCGAGAGGAGGCAGGGAGUAAUUAAGCAGGAAAUGAUUGUCACUGUACCAAAGGGGAUAUUCAUUUUAACUGUUAUUUUUAUUGGCUGCAUUGUAUUACAUUAUAAGGAAUGUUCAUAGCUUUCAUUCAUCUAAAACCCUCUACAAGUGGACAUUAAGUUUGUUGACAAAUUUCAAUAUUGAAAAGUACCAGUGUUAUAAUAAACAUCUUCAUGCAUA